This is a messenger RNA of Theobroma cacao (cacao), 2233 nucleotides long. It is a transcript of the gene LAC1, whose product is annotated as laccase 1. Gene Ontology annotation, molecular function: hydroquinone:oxygen oxidoreductase activity; copper ion binding. Gene Ontology annotation, biological process: lignin catabolic process. The record is from RefSeq and is a predicted model, not a curated record. Gene Ontology annotation, cellular component: apoplast. NCBI's taxonomy places the organism in Eukaryota, Viridiplantae, Streptophyta, Magnoliopsida, Malvales, Malvaceae.
AUGAAGAAAUUGUUGAUGAGAAAGAGGUUUAGUGAGCAGGUCCACAAGUUCAUUGGUAGAGGCAAUAUGGGGGACUCAAAGUUGUUGACAUUGAACUUUGUCCCAAACAAAGUGGAAAUCAAUUUCAAUGUGUUUCAUGCGACAUUGAAAGACAUGAUUGGCACAAAACAAAAUAAAGAUGGUCUGCUGAUUCAAGAAGAGUCAGAGGGGGUGGAUUCAUCAGUCCCAAAGUGGACAUUGAGGGGUCUAGGAGAUGACAAAGGUGUUGAUUUUUGGGGUGAGGAAUCAAAGGAGGGUGUGUUUGAGACUUGGAGAGGAUCCUGGCAAGAGGAUUUGACUGAGGAUCUAGCUUUGUCAACCAAUUUAGAAGACAUUCUUCUUUUGAGGAACUUGCCUUGGGGGUCGAUUCUAAGUGUUUCUAGUAGCUACUUCAUUCUUUGUCUCAUUUUAGGAUCGAUCUGGAUGCUACCGUCUUCUUCUUCAGAAACAACCCGACGCUUUGAAUUUAAUGUUGAGUGGAAGAAAGUAACUCGUUUUUGCCAUUCGAAGCAACUUCUGACAGUGAAUGGAGAGUACCCAGGGCCAACUGUAGCUGUUCGUGAAGGUGAUAAUGUUGAAGUUAAGGUCAGCAAUGGCAUUGCCAAGAACACGACGAUUCAUUGGCACGGAAUAAGGCAAUUUAGAACUGGAUGGGCUGAUGGACCGGCUUACAUUACCCAAUGUCCCAUAAGAGGAGGACAAUCUUACACCUACAAGUUCACAGUAGAAGACCAAAGAGGCACACUCCUCUGGCAUGCCCACCACUCCUGGCAGAGGGCUUCUGUGUAUGGUGCAUUCAUCAUCUACCCUCGCAUGCCAUAUCCAUUCUCAGCUCCAAUCCAAACUGAAAUCCCUGUCAUAUUUGGUGAAUGGUGGAAUGCUGAUGUAGAUGCAGUGGAAAACGAAAUGCUAAUGUUUGGAAAAGGGGCUAAUUCUUCAGAUGGUUACACCAUCAAUGGUUUACCGGAACCUCUUUAUCCUUGCUCUGUCAAAGAUACAUUCAUGGAGACAGUUGAACGAGGCAAGAACUACUUGCUUAGAAUCAUCAAUGCAGCACUCAAUGAUGAGCUCUUCUUUGCCAUAGCUAAACAUACAUUGACCGUCGUCGAGGUUGAUGCAGUUUACACAAAGCCUUUCACAACAACAGCUAUAAUGAUUGCUCCUGGACAAACCACCACUGUUCUUCUCGACACAAAUCAACUUCCUGAUUCCACGGGCAUCUUUGCAAUGGCAGCAAGGCCUUACCUUAGUUCCGUUGUGCCUUUUGAUAAUUCGACUACAGUCGGCUUCUUAAAGUACAAAGGUGCAAGUGGAAACUUUAUGCCCCCAACUAGACUUGACAGACUUCAACUUUACAACCUUCCUGAACUACAAGACACUGCCUUUGCCACAAGAUUUGAUAAGAAGCUAAGAAGCCUUGCUUCUUCUCAGUACCCAUGUAACGUUCCUAAAAAAAUUGACAAAAGGGUGAUAACAACUAUAAGCCUGAACCUUCAGGAUUGUCCAGCAAACCAGACCUGCAAAGGUUACAAAGGCGGAAGAUUUUAUGCCUCGAUGAAUAACUUUUCCUUUGUUCGACCCCAAUUGUCCAUGUUAGAAGCCUAUUACCACAACAAAACUGCAGGCGUUUUUACCUCAGAUUUCCCAGAAAAUCCACCAAAAGUUUUCGAUUAUGCUGGUGUGGAUCGACUUACAGAAAAUAUGAACACAGAGUUUGGUACAAAGCUUUUCAGAGUACCCCACGGUACAAAUUUAGAAAUUGUUUUGCAGGGCACAAACUUUCUCCAUCCAGAAAACCAUCCAAUCCAUGUUCAUGGUCACAACUUUUUCAUCGUCGGGAGUGGAUUUGGAAACUUUAAUGUUUCUAAGGAUCCGGACAAAUACAACCUCAUUGAUCCUCCAGAGAGGAACACAGUGGGAGUGCCAAUGGGAGGCUGGGCUGCAAUCCGUUUAAAGGCGGACAAUCCCGGAGUGUGGUUCAUACAUUGCCAUCUUGAAGAACACACCUCAUGGGGGCUAGCCAUGGCAUUUGUUGUUGAAAAUGGUCCCCUUCCCUCACAAAGUUUGCUUCCUCCCCCUGAAGAUCUUCCUCAAUGUUGAGUGCUGUAGAGCUACUUUUCCAUAGAUUAUCUUUGCUUAUUAGAUUUUGCCACAUGUAAUUUUGACCAUAUGAACAAUUUGCUAGCUAGGUUGU